Messenger RNA from Lymnaea stagnalis (great pond snail), 9316 nucleotides. NCBI's taxonomy places the organism in Eukaryota, Metazoa, Mollusca, Gastropoda, Lymnaeidae. The record is from the annotation of a GenBank genome assembly.
AGAGUAACCUUUACUAUUAGAAUUAAAUGCUGGUUAAGAAAUAAAGAACGCCGGUAAAAAGGAACUCGCUGUAAUACCUCACUGAAAAAGAAAAGGUAUUAUACAAAAGUUAAGAAUCUGUCCUAAUUUUAAUAUACACUGCAGCUUAGGACAGGGGCCAACAUAAACUAAUAUUAAUUUAGGCAAAAAUUAGGUCAUAAAGAGUACAUGGGUAGUAACAGUUAGUAGUUAGUGUGAGUGUGAGCUAGUUACUUACACUACAGUAGUAAUGGUACAGUGCAGGCAACACUGGCUGGUUAGUUACACAACUGCACAGAUAAAAUCAUGCAUUUGAAUGAAAAGAUUAAAGUUAGGGGUAAUCUGCCAUUUGAGCAUCGGAUUCGAAUAAAAUCUUGUUGAUCAAGUUUUAAACGCUUAGUGAGCUUAGGCUUAGUUAGUACUUAGUAGGCCUAUUCAGAUGUGUCUCUUAACAGUAGGCCAGUAGGGUGAGUAGAGAGAGGGCGACUGGGUUUUCUAUGUCUAUGGCAUAGAAAAUGAGAGUGGGCACUGUUUUCUCGUUGAAGUGCCAGACCAACGUGCGAUCACUUUACAGGAGUGUAUAGAGAGAUAAAUUAAAUAUUAUAAUUAUAUAUUAUCCUUACAGUUACAGUCUUACAGGUUCAUGUAUGGAAAAAUAAACCAGCAGAUCAGACACAAAGUCUAUGAAUUUAAUGAUCCAACUGAUGCUGGUGUCCAUACACAGAAUGUUCAUAAUGCGCACAAACUGAAGAAACAGUUUAGCAAAAACUGUGAUCUUUUCCCUUACUAUUUGCAUGAGUCAUGAGUUCAAGUUCUGCAACUGUUUUAGUUGUAGUGGAGAUGAUAUUUUUAAAAACUACAUUGUUACCUUAGGGGUGAACCAUGCAUAAUCUUAAACUCUUCUGCCUUUACUCAUUCAUUACAUUUUUCUAUUUUAACAUUUUUAUACAUUUUUAUAUUUUUAUAAUGUUGUUUUGGAUUAUUUAUAUAUGAGCAUAAAUGAACAUUAAAAUUUUCUUAAAAAACAUUUCCAUCUAUAUGGAUCAAUGAAAGUAGAAUUCCAUCUUAUCAAUAAAGCAAUAACCAUUUAUCUAGGACUUCAAACCAGAACAACAUGACUUCUCAUAGCAGAUGCUGAAGUGGUAGAUUACCAAAUUACUUUGAAAAUAUUCAAAAUUAUGAAAACUCAACUUACAAUUUCAAGGAAUACAAUUUGAAACACUUUAUAAUUAUAAAUAAAGACCAAAUGAUAUCUGAAAAUUCAUAAUCCAUUUUUCAAAAUGAUCAGACAUGCACACAGCUAAUGAGUCACUGGUUUUGAGAUAUUAUAAUUAACCACCCUAUGAAAUAAUAAUUUUAAGGAGCAAUCAAUCAAAAACGUUCCAUAUGCGUAUUUAUAUAAAAAAAGAGAAUAAAAGGGUGCUGGGUGUCUAAACUAUCUCAAACCAAAUAGCUGGUGGCCUGGAGUUCAAUCCCCACCAAAACCAACAUCCCAAGCACACUGGGUGGAUGGGACUCAUUAGCCUUGGACGGCAACCCAUCUAAGAGAAGGCAAACUCUGAUUUUAAACCAGGAGCCAGAAUGAUCAACAAAUUGAUAGUGGGCCCCUCAAAUAUAAGAAGAAGAAGAAGAGAGUCAGUAUGUUUAGACUACUGCACAGGUUUUAUCAUGGAUGGGGGAAGCAAAAAUCUUGGCUAAGGUGGCAUUUACCCUAGCUACACUACUGGGUGACGAGGAUCACCAAGUGAAAAUGGAGAGGGGUCUGGGGAACUUUUCGGAGUAAGCCUGAUAAUCAUGGUUUCUUUCAGAAAAUUUGAUUCAGGGAGAUGACAUUUCGGGGGGGGGGUGGGUGUGUGUGUGUGUGGAUAUAUCAGUGUGUGCCCUAGGAUAUUCUAUUGGCCUCAAAUUAGUUUUGGCUCAGUACUAUUACAUUGAUCGCCAUGAGGGAGAGAGGUAAAGCAGCAAUCAAAGGCUACUGAUUGAAUGCGGGGAGAUUGGUUUCAUUUAGGCCAUCCCCAGAAAAUGAAAGAUAAAUUUAAAAUAUGGUUAUGCAAUUUAUUUUUUGUAUCAUCCUGCACAUGAUAGGAAUGCAAAAGGAUUUAGGUGUCUCUUGACCUUAUUGUGUUUAUAAAAAGCCUCUAUUUUAAGUUGUAAAAAAUAGGAAUGUUUAUUAAUAUUUUUUUAUUUAAACUAUAUAAAUAAUUAAACUCCUUUUUUAAUUAAUGAAUUAAUAAAUUUAAUGAAAUAAAUUUCCAUACAAAAAGAUGUCUAUGAAAAGCAAGUAUUUUAAUUACCUUCCUAAAUAUUUCCAAGUUAUACAUGAUACAAAAAGAGGAGAAAAAACUUUUUGUUGAAAAGUCUAAACGACACAUUUAUCAAUUGUUUACACGGACAAAAAUUACACUAAUAACUAUAUAUUAAAAGCAUGAUGAUACUAUACAAAUAACACCCUGCCUUUUAUUUAAAAGUUGAUCUUAUAUUGUGAAGAAAUAUAAAAUCAAAAUGUAGGCCUUUAUAGCGAUGGAAAAUUAGUUUAAUUCUGUAUAGGCAGCACUUUUCCCCAUAAUGUAAGUCUUUAAAUUGAAGUAAGUAUUGUGCAAAAUUUAAAAAAAAAAAUAGCAUCCAGCUCUGUGGCACUACAGCCAAUGUAGGGGUUUAGCAUGUCCCCCACUUCCUUGCUCCUAAACCUAACUGAUGCUUUUCUUUUCCAUGCUUGGAUUCCCAGCUUUUGUAGAUAUUUUCCCACAAAUUUAACCAUUUAAGCCUAGAUUUGCCUUUGAGUUACUUACCUCUGUGGUUUUGGUGGUGUUCCCUCUUCACUCCUCUGUCAUCAAUGUUAAUUGCAUCAGUCUUGUCAGUUUAUUGGAAAUGUCAAAUGCUUGAAGAGUCUCAUAUAGAUAUUUCCUUUUAAAGCUGUCAUAGGCCAUUUUAUAGUCCACAUAGAGUUGGUACACUGGGAUAUUUUCUUCCGCAUAUUUCUUUAAUUUCUCUGACGGUGAAAAACUGAGAGACGCCUGAAAGAAACACUGGCUGAGAACUCAAAUGGGUGUGGGUUGUUAAUAUAGAAGAGUUUGUGUGUCGUAUAAUUUAAGUUAUAUUUAUAAGAAAGGUCUUGGUAGAAUGUGUAUUAGUAUUUAUUCUUCAAGAAUAUACCCAACAUUAGCCUAAAAAUCAGUGGAAUCCAUGAUAUUGACAUUUCUAAUUAUUUUCAAAUGACCAAUGGCUAUAAAAAUAUCCCCACAAAGUUUCAUUAUUGUAAUCACACUUUUGCUAAGUUUUUAAGAAGUUAACUCGCUAGAUAUCACAACUUUUUCCUCUGUACUAUUUGUGUAAGGGUAACUCAUUUUGUGACAGUAAUUGUGUUAGGCUGAAUUACAUCACACAAUCACAUGCUUGGAAACAAACCAAGGCAAUGGGUGAACUAAAUAUUAGUGUGAUACUUGCUUGUAAAAACACAAAGCAACAUUAUGAUGAUAAUUACAAAUUAUUGUAUGAUAUUUUUAUAGCUACAGUAUUAGAAGAGACAUAAGGUUACAUAUGGACUCAUAAUUUAAGGAUGAUUAUUGAAGAGUUUGUGAAUAAAUUUUCAUACUUUCUGCUGAGCCCACCCCCGCCACAAAAUCUCCAAAAUCCUCAAACCCCACCCCCCCCCCCCACCUCUCAAUUCAUACACACUAUAUGGAUAGCCUCAUGCUGGUAAUAAUUGUCUAUGUAAAAGCUUAGCUAUUAUUCUGAAGCAUCAUUUUAAGUAACUCGAUCAAUCAAUAGUAUUUAAUAGUAUCAAAGUUUGUUAGCGAUAAAUAACAUACACUUAGGGAAAAAAGACAUAAAGGAAACAACAGAUGUCUUAGCUCAAAGCCCUCUUCAGUAACUAAAAACAAGUAAAAAUAAACUAAACUAAAAUGAACUUACCCGAAAUGACAUUUUAAUACCUUUUGGUAAACCUUAUUGCAGUCUCUUGCUUAUUCUAGGCCUACUUGUCUUAAUUCAGGAACCCUAGGGCCAUCAUAACAUGUUUUUGUUUUAAACUGGGCUGAAGUCAUGGUUUAAAAAUUAAGGUUGCCACAAAAUGCCUUCUUAACUUUGAUUUUAAAAAAACUUAAAAAAACCAAAACUAAAACAAAAAAAACAAACAUUUAUUAGUCUAUUUGAAUUUAUUGAUUGCUAAAUGACCAUUUUUCCCUACUUACUUAUUUUCUGUCAAAAUCUGAUCUGGAACAAAAAUAAAAAAAGGGAUUGUAGUUUGAAAGGCCCGUCUCAGUUGCAGGGGGCCCCCCCCCCCCCCGUCCCCCAUUGUAAAGAGCAAAUAGUGCGAUCUGCAAUGAAUAUGGAAUAAUUAAGCACAUUAUUGUUACUCUUGGAGUUGAAUAAAUGCAAAACAAAACAGUUUACUGGAAGAAGAAUAGGACUUCGUAUGAUAAAAAGAAAAGAAACUUAGCAUAUAAAGAUUUGUAUCCAUUGCUCCACCACCAAUGAACAUUUAUUGUUCUGAAAAAACCCACAAAUGUAUAAUAUUAAAUUUCAUAAAAUGACAGACCUGUUUGUAAGAGUUUGAAGAAUUCUGAUUUCAACAAUUUUUCCCCAAUGUUUGACUGCAGUGUUCAAGAGUAAAUCUGAGAAAUUUAUAGCUUCAAAAUUUAUUAUUUCUAUUUUAUAUGACAUUUUUAUCAGCAGGCCAUGUCAGGACCACGGCGUGACCAUGAUGAUUGGAAAUCUCAACAUUCAGAAAUAUUAGAAAUUUAUGCGGGACCAGAAGACCUCAUGGAAGUUGGAUCGAGGGGAUUUUUAGUUACAACUCUGCCAGGAAAAGAAGAAUUUGCAGUGGAUGAUGCCAUUGACUUACUACGCCAAGCCUCAAUAAAGCUUUAUGGGGGCAUUAAAGUAAGCACAGUUAAAUUUAAAUAAUAUAUAUUCAUCUGAUAAUGUGUAUUAAAUUAAAAAUACUUUGGCACUCAAGGAACAAAAAGAGUACACAUGUCAUGACUUAAACUAUUUAUAUCUUUCCUAGAAACCUAAGAACAAGAAGAUUGAUAACAACUGUGGGUAUGUUAAAAUAGAUUUCAUGGAUCCAAAGACAGUGAUUAUUUUGCCAACACCUGAAGGAGAGAAUGAUGAAGAGGUAUUUUGAUAAAACAUUUAUAUUUUUUAGAUCAAAGGUUAAAAUUCAACAAAGCUAGGAAAUACAAUUGAGAUAUCAGGAUACUAUAUUAAUUCACAUUUAAUUAUUAAAUGUAUUUUCAAAAUUCUAGAUAUCAUUAUAUUUUCAAAAAAACACACCAUUUUCUAAAAGACAUUGAUCUGAAUUACAACUUAAAUUUUCACGUUCAUAAUUUAUGGUAGUUCAUUGGCUGAAAUAAAUGUAAUGAUUAAUAAAAUCUGUAAAAGUCUUCUAAAUUUUAUUUUAGCCAACGGAAGAAGACACAAAAGCUAAACAAGAAGGUCAAGAAGAAAUCAAGGGAAAAGAACCAAUGGAGACUAAUGAAUCAAAUCCAUCAGAGGUGGUAGAUGACAUCCAGACAAAUGAAACUUCUGAAACCAAAAUUGCAAGUGAGACAGAGGACAACAAAAUAUUCGCAGAAACCAGUGAAGGCACAGCAGCAACUGGGGCUGAUGAAAAUAAAACAACAGAUAACCAGGAAUCAAAUGAAAGUGAUGAAAACAAAAAUACGGAAGAAGUAAAGAUUAAAAAUGUCGUAACGGACGAAUCAACAAAAGAAAAAGAAGAUAAAAAGAUACAGAAGGCAGAAAUAGAAGCAAAAAAUAAAGAAGAGGAGGAUAGGAAAAUAAAAGAAGAAGAUAUUCCAUUUAUGAGGAGUGUUCACAAGUUUAAGGCAUUUCGUACAGAAAUAAGAAAUGUGAUGUUUAUCAAGUCCAACGUUCCUGAUCCCAUGGAGAUUGCAGAGGCUGCCAUGGAGAUACUCCUUGAGCAUCGGAAAGUUAAAGGAGAUGCUGUUAAUCAGCUUCUUCCAGUUCUCGGUGUCUGUGAUUUCAAUAAUUUGCAGGUUGGCUUCUAUGUUUGUAACUUUUAAGAAUCGUUUGUAAAAAUGCAAUGAGUAAAAAUUAGAAAGGCAGUUUAAUUUUUAAGCAUAAAGUUGUGAAUAUUUAUUGGUGUAUAAAAAGGAUAUUUGUAAAAGUUGAUUUAUCUUCUGUGAGAGAAAUUGUGGUAAAAACAUUUUUUGUUUGAAGAGCUCAUGAAAAUUUUAAUACUAUUUUUUUAAUCUUAUUUUUGCCAACUAGCUUGAAAUUAUGACACGACGUGUUUUGGGUCCUAUUUUUAACCCAGUAGAGGAACCUAAAAGCUUUGGCAUUUUACUACUGGAUAAACUGUCAGAGCCUGGAUCUGAAACUUUGACAGAAAUUGUGCGCAACACAAUUUGGUCCAUCAAUCCUCUAGCCUGGAUGAGCUCACCCCUUACUGAGCCAGAUGCUCUCAUUCGACUUGAACUGAUCGGUAGCAAGCUGGUCCUCAGCUGUCUCAGAAAGUGCAUGCGGUAAGUGGAUCCAUGACUGGAAUCUUAAUACCAAUUGAAAAGCUGUGUAUAAAUUAAGAAGUAAUUUAAAGCAUAAGAUGCAAGAAGGGCAAAGUUAAAAAAAUAAUUUUAUUGCCUUCCUUAUGCCUUAUAAUUGACCGCUUUAUAAAAAAAAUUUAAUACCUUUUUUUUAAUGGAGUGAUUAUUCAUGGUCGACUAGGAAUAAUAAUUUCUAGCGGAAGUUAACAAUUUAUCGGCUGGGAGUAAUGCUGAGCGUUAUACACAGUCUGUUGUGUAUAAUGAUGGCGCUAUCAUAAUAAAAUCUAUCAAAAUUAUAAAAAAAUUAUAGAUUCAAUGUGGCCCAUAAUUCCGUAACAUUCUUUUUUUUUAAAUUGCUAUUGGUAGUAAACCAUUUGAGGUUAGCCUUAUUCCCAGCCGACUAUAUAUAACACCUCCCUUUUUUUAAAUAUCAAGAGUGUAUUAGAAAAUAUGAAUAUGAAGAAUAAAUUGUUUGCAAUAUUUGAUAUAUUGACUACAUAUGACAUAAAUAAGAUUCCCAAACUUACCUUUCUGCACAAUUGUUUCCUAUCUUUGAAAUACUCUAUUCCCACUUCCUGUCUUUUCUGUGCUUCCUUGGUAUUGCUCUCCCUUUUUUCAUUCAUUCCCUUUUCCUUUAUUCAAAAGAUAGGUACUGAUUAUGAUAUGUAAAACUGAACCUCUUAAAGUCAUGUUAUUUUCACUAAUGAAUGCUUGUUGUCCAAACAUGCUUGUUUGAUUCAUAUGUUAAUUAAAGCCCAAAAUACUUUAUUUUACAAACAGCAAUUGUUUGUGUCUUUGAUAAUUAUUAAUUAUUUAUUAAAACUGCAGCUUGUGUAGAUGAGGUCAUAAAUAUCCUUUGUUCCUUCGAAUAUUUUCUUAUUUUCAGACAUGAGACGGUGAUUUUAAGGUAAAAGUUAAUGACUGAAUUUUUUUUUAUCUUCAGUUAUCGUCAUUUUAGCCCAACCUUGCUAGUUGAUUUUGGUGAGGGGGAACCAGAAGAUGAUGAUGGCACUUGGAUAACGGCCCAACAGAGGAGACAGCAAGAGGAGUGGAGGACGGCCAGAGAGAAACUGAAGGAAGUAGAAAGACAAAAAGAAGAGGAGCGCAGGGUGUUGAGAGAAAAACGAAAGGCUGAGGCAGAGGCCAGGAAAAAGGUGAAAAGUAAAGAGCCGGAGAAGAAAAAACAAAAAGAAAGAAAAUCUGAUGAAAAGAAGUUGGAUGACAAGUCAAGUAAAGAAUCUUCAGAAGCAAAGGCAGAAAAACACUCUGCAACUGAUGAAGAAGGCAAAGAGACAUCUCCACCUCUGAAAAAAGCAAAAUUUGAAUCAGGUGAUGAGCAAGCAGAUGAUGAUAAGGCAGAGACCAAAAAUGAAGAGGAUAAACCAACAGAUACUGAGGUGGCCGAUGAAUCUAUGGCAAGUGAUGAGUUGACAAAGCAAGAAGAAGUAACAGAGGUUAAUGAAGAGAAUGCUGAAAAGAAAGAGGAGGAAGAAGUUCAAGAAGAAAAAGAGGAAGGGGAUAAAAAGGCUAAACCGAAAGGCAAACGAGGUGGGAAGAGUGCUCGAGGAGGUAGACAGAGGAAGAAAUAGAAAUGUAAGACAUUAGAUAGGCUAUAUUAUUUUCUGAUUGGAAUAUUGCAUUUGAAAAAAUGUUUAAGUGGAUAUUUGAAAGUUUAUUUUCUUGAUGAAAUGCAUUAGUUUAUCUUUGAAGUUGACCCAAGGGCCAUAAUUUAAUCAGCAGGGCCUACUUUUACUUUUAGUGUAAAAUGAAUGUUUCAAAGUUUAGUCUAUAAAAUGGUGGGUAAAAAAUGCAAUGUCCAAGGUGUAUGUGGAAAAAGGCUGCUGAGGAAUUAAUAAAGAAAAUAACAGAGGUAAAGGCCAGCAGUCCUUGAGAAUAUUAAUGCAAGUUUGUUUAGAAACAAACAUGACUCAUUCUCAGAAGCACGUCAGUAACAGAGAGGGUAAGAAAUAGCUCAAAAUUGUAUUUUUGAUUCAGUUAUUUUUUAAAAUUGUGUAGCCCCACUGUUGAAAAUAAAAGCUCCUGUAAGACAAGUUGAUCCGUUGGUGUUUGAUACAGACAUUUUAACUUUUCUUCCAGCCCAAUGGAAGUCUUCUAUGUUAGUGUUAGAACAUCAUUUUAUAAAAAUUGUAUUAGUUCUGAACUGUUAACCUGAUAUUUUAGACAUGAAUUUAAUCAUUGUUUGGUAAGAGGGUAUUAAGUAUUAAGUGAUUCAUUUCUUUAUAGCCAUAGAUUAAGCUUUUAUAAGUCAAACAUUGAUGCACUAUUCAAUUUUGCAACCAAGUUAAGAACUAUCUUGCUAUAAAUAUACUUGAUAGCGCGGAUGUAAACAGUGGAAGCAUUACAUUUGAAUAUGAUGAUUACAUUUAGUCGCAUGUCAUUACAUAACCAUUUUUGUACAGGUUGCCAUGUCAUUUACAUGCCCACUUUUGUACAUUUUAUGUCAUUUACAUGCCCAAUUUUGUACAUGUUAUGUCAUUUACAUGCCCUCUUGGACAUGUUAUUGUCAUUUACAUGCCCACUUGGACGCAUUCUUAUGUCAUGGAUUGUAAGUUACCUCUUCUUUUCAAUGGAUUAAAAUUCUAUUUUGUAAGGCAUGAAAGCUUUAAAUAAUUAUUUGAGUUUGACAGAAACAUUUCUUUUAAUUUAAUUAUGAGUUUAAAAAUAAAUAGUGGCUCAUUUAUGGUGGUGAAAUCUUUAGUAAGCCUGUUGGGCAGAUAUUUAUACAUAUAUUUUAGCAUGGUUUUUUUAACCCCUUUUUAUUGCAAGAA